Messenger RNA from Mangifera indica (mango), 1730 nucleotides. RefSeq names its product ribosome-binding ATPase YchF. Gene Ontology annotation, molecular function: GTP binding; ATP binding; ATP hydrolysis activity. The transcript is spliced from 11 exons. Lineage: Eukaryota; Viridiplantae; Streptophyta; Magnoliopsida; Sapindales; Anacardiaceae. The coding region runs from base 158 to 1432 and encodes 424 amino acids. The record is from RefSeq and is a predicted model, not a curated record. Gene Ontology annotation, cellular component: cytoplasm.
AGGAUUGGCGGAUAGAGUGUGCUUGAAAUGAGAAGACCUAAAACCCCAGGGUUUAUCAAUUAUCAUUUGUACGGCAAAACCAGUGGCAACUACACCUUCAAUUCAAAGAAGCAGAAGCAGAAGCAGAAGCACAAGAAAGAAGAAGAAUAAAAAGAAAAUGGUUGGAGUAGCAGCUCGCAAUUAUUUAGUUCCAGCUUUAUCAAUGCUUCCGAAUCCAAUGAAAUCAUCUCUUUUCAAUCAAAACGCAAACUUGUUUGGCGUUUUUGGACUUUCUAGAAAUACAACCAGGAGGUUUUCGUCUUCUUCUUCCAGGAUUAGUAUGAGCUUGAGAGCUGGAAUCGUUGGCCUUCCUAAUGUCGGGAAAUCUACUCUCUUUAAUGCCGUUGUUGAGAAUGGAAAGGCUCAAGCUGCUAAUUUUCCUUUUUGCACAAUAGAGCCUAAUGUAGGCAUUGUUGCAGUUCCAGAUCGAAGACUCCAUGUACUUUCUAAUCUCAGCAAAUCUCAACGGGCUGUCCCAGCGUCCAUAGAAUUUGUUGACAUUGCUGGGCUUGUGAAGGGUGCAAGUCAAGGCGAGGGGCUGGGUAAUAAAUUCUUAUCUCAUAUUCGCGAGGUGGACUCCAUUCUUCAGGUUGUUCGUUGUUUUGAAGACAACGACAUUGUUCAUGUGAAUGGCAAAAUAGAUCCCAAGUCUGACAUUGAUGUUAUAAAUUUGGAGCUUGCUUUCUCAGAUUUGGACCAGAUUGAGAAGAGAAUGGAGAAGCUCAAAAGAGGGAAGGGAAAAGAUUCACAGUCUAAACUAAAGGAGGAAGCAGAAAAGGCUGCCUUGGAAAGGAUUCAACAGGCACUGAUGGAUGGAAAACCAGCACGAUCUGUCUCUUUAACUGAUUUUGAAAGGGAUUCUAUAAAGCACCUUUGCUUGCUUACAAUGAAACCUGUUAUAUAUGUUGCCAAUGUGGCAGAGACUGAUCUAGCUGAGCCUGCAAGUAAUCCCCAUGUCAAAGAAGUAAUUAAUCUUGCAUCUGAGUUGCAAUCUGGGCUAGUGACAGUUUCUGCACAGGUUGAGGCAGAACUGACUGAACUUCCAUCUGAGGAAAGAGUGGAAUAUAUGAAAUCUCUGGGUGUCAGUGAGAGUGGCCUUGGGAACCUUAUCAGGGCUACAUAUAGCCUUUUGGGGCUACGUACAUACUUUACUUCUGGUGAAAAGGAAACAAAAGCAUGGACCAUACUUGCAGGAAUGACUGCACCUCAGGCAGCUGGAGUUAUUCACUCUGAUUUUGAAAAAGGUUUCAUUCGAGCGGAAACGGUGGCUUACAAUGAUUUUGUUGCAGCUGGUUCCCUUGCAGCUGCUAGGGAAAAAGGACUUUUGAGAUCUGAGGGUAAAGAUUAUGUUGUACAAGAAGGAGAUGUGAUGCUAUUUCGUUUUAAUGUUUAAUAUCAGUCCCAUUCAAACUGAAUGCAUCUUCUUGUUCUUCACCAAUCAAGCUGAUGAACAAAUGAGGAUAUGGCUUGUUUGGUAUAUUGGUCGUUGAGAAUUCCACGACAGGAGAUCACAUCCAAUGGGAUGAAAGAGGUGAAGUAUCCCAUGCAUUUUUAUUUUUGACAAAAUUAUAUAGUUUGCUUGUUGAAUGAACUACUCAAUUAAUUUACAAAAUUAUGGGUUGUAUAAUUAGACAAUUAAACACUCUCUUUAGAAUAAAAUAAAACUGAAAAAAUAUGUUAGGAAUUUUAGA